This is a messenger RNA of Gossypium raimondii (Peruvian cotton), 969 nucleotides long. Its product is annotated as thiosulfate sulfurtransferase 16, chloroplastic. Bases 127 to 714 code for a protein of 195 amino acids. The record is from RefSeq and is a predicted model, not a curated record. NCBI's taxonomy places the organism in Eukaryota, Viridiplantae, Streptophyta, Magnoliopsida, Malvales, Malvaceae. The transcript is spliced from 6 exons. Gene Ontology annotation, molecular function: thiosulfate-cyanide sulfurtransferase activity.
CUUGCAACCGAUUACUCAACCGCCAAACCUUUCGUGGCAUCCAUUCCCCUCUCUUUUCACCUCAUAUUUCAUCAAUUACCCAAUCACCCUUUCACCUUUAAAACCAAUCCCCCAUUUUACAUCCCAAUGCAACUUCCCCUUGUACACAUACCAACCAUGGAAGCAACCUCACUUCUUUCUUCAUCUUCUUCCUUUACCCUCUCUUUCCUUCCUUCACCUCUUUCUUCUCCACAUCUCCACCACAGGUCUCUUUUCUUCAGGGGCAUGUUUCCAGUUACUGUAAACCCGCAGACAUGUUCAACAGCUGUUGUCCGCAAAAAGUUGAGCUUCUGCACAAAGGCAGUUCUUGGAGGAAAUGUGCAUGUAACAGGAGUUCCUACUUCUGUCCCUGUAAGAGUAGCACACGAGCUUCAUCAAGCUGGGCAUCGAUAUUUGGAUGUUAGGACUCCUGAAGAGUUCAGUGCAGGGCAUGUCCCUGGGGCCAUUAACAUCCCUUACAUGUACAAAGUUGGACCAGGAAUGGCAAAAAACCCCAGUUUUGUAGCUGAAGUAUCAUCACAUUUAGGAAAAUAUGAUGAAAUUAUUGUUGGGUGUCAACUUGGGAAACGGUCUCUGAUGGCAGCCACCGAGCUUCUAGCUGCUGGCUUUACUGCAGUUACUGACAUUGCCGGAGGGUACGCGGCGUGGACUCAGAAUGGGCUUCCAACGGAAUGAUGAUGAUGAUGUUGGAGGCAGGGAAUAAAGUUGGUGAUACAAUAAUAAAGCUUGGAAGACAAAAAACUAGAAAGAUCUCAAGUGUAAAGAAAAAAAAAUGUCGCAUAUUAGUGUAGUUGGCAGCCACAGAAUGACCAGAAAGUAUGUGAAUGUGAAUGUGAAUGUGACUGUUUUGUUGUUGUUCUGUAUGGAAAAGGAAACAAAGAAACAAACAAAUAAUAGAUGAAUGGAACCAGUGAAUUUUGUACAUAAAAA